UCCUCCUGUGAACCAAAAAUCGGGCAAAAGUGGUCAGUCGGUGCGUGUGGAAUGCACAUGAGAGCCGAGAUCGCGCGCCUCCGAAAACUCCUGAAAACGGCGAGCAUGCGCGCUGCACCCGCUAUCGACCAGCUGAAGGCGUGCUUUGUUAUUGUCAAGUCAAAUUGAAAAGCAAGCGUUAGAGAAAGUCGAAAGAGGGUGCACCGUCACCGUGGACACGCACUUGACAUCCCAAGGGGAGAAUUAUUCAUUAUCGUCUGAUUCAGAUUGCAGGCGAUCGAUUGAAGGUCAGGCAAACAUGGUCGACUCGUCAUUAAUCCAGAAGAAAAUCCUGCACGCCGGGAAGCAAUAUAAACCUAUCCAAUCAGGCACCAAGGUUCACUUCCACUUUGUGACCAAGAGAUGUGACGACCAGACCAUUCUAGACGACAGUAGAAAAAUGGGCAAGCCAAUGGAGCUGAUCCUGGGCAAAAAAUUCAAGUUGGAGGUGUGGGAGGCGAUCAUUCAGACAAUGAGCUUGAACGAGGUUUCGCAGUUUACUGUCGACAAAAGCCUGGUCGCGUCUUAUCCAUUUGUGUCAAAAACGUUGCGAGACUCGUUCAAGCCCAAGGAGCAUCGCAACCACCACUGCUGCGGCGUCACUCUGCAGACAGAGGGAAUCGGCUAUGACGACCUCAAUCAUCUCAUGAGGGUGCCAUGCGACCUUGAGUUCGUCAUGGAACUUCUGAGUGUGGAGGACGAAUACAAAAGAGAGUCGUGGCAGCUGAGUGAGGAGGAGAAGGCAGACUCAGUGCCGCGGCUGCGAGAGCAGGGCAAUGAGCUUUUUCGCAAGGGUCUGUGCCAGGAGGCGUCCGAGAAAUACUCGGAGGCGAUAGGAAUGCUGGAGCACCUGAUGCUCAAAGAAAAGCCUGGUGAUCAGGAGUGGAACGUGCUGAACGCGCAAAAACUGCCGCUGCUGCUCAACUUUGCCCAAUGUAGACUCAACCAGGGCGAGUACUACGCCGUCAUCGAACACUGCAGCACAGUGCUUGAGAGCGAGCCAGACAGUGUAAAGGCACUGUUCAGGCGAGGAAAAGCGCAUAUCGGCGCUUGGAACCCAAAUGAGGCGAGAAAAGACCUUCAGAGGGUGGCACAAUUACAGCCAAACCUCGCGCAGGCGGUCGCUGCAGACCUCAAGAAAAUCGACGAGGAAGAAAGGAAAAGAGACGCCCAGGACAAGGCAAAGUUUGCGGGGAAACUGUUUUAAACAACAAUUAUCUGAAUCUUUAAUUGUGAUACGUGGAAUUAAAUCUUUUGCUGUUACCUUAAUCA
Cloeon dipterum is the source of this 1311-nucleotide messenger RNA. Its product is annotated as AH receptor-interacting protein. The coding region runs from base 299 to 1246 and encodes 315 amino acids. The record is from RefSeq and is a predicted model, not a curated record. The transcript is spliced from 5 exons. Lineage: Eukaryota; Metazoa; Arthropoda; Insecta; Ephemeroptera; Baetidae. Gene Ontology annotation, molecular function: peptidyl-prolyl cis-trans isomerase activity; protein binding.